Molecule: messenger RNA, 2182 nt
Organism: Colletotrichum phormii
Lineage: Eukaryota; Fungi; Ascomycota; Sordariomycetes; Glomerellales; Glomerellaceae
Product: CFEM domain-containing protein
Exons: 5
Coding region: 476-2095 (539 amino acids)
Source: RefSeq, a predicted model, not a curated record
GUGAGGGGAGAGAGACGAGGGAGGGAGCUUUGUCCACCCGGAGCCCCCCUUUGACGUAUUUUCCCGGGGUGUGGUCAUUCUUUGCAUCUGAAGCAAAGACCAGUUAUCCUUGGUGUGUCGAGAUCCAUGGGGCAAACGCAACGAACGGGUCCCCUUGGGAGGAAGGGGAAGGUUGAUAACGUUGUCCUAUCCCACCUCGUCAACCAGGGCUUGUGAUGCAUCUCCAACGUCGUCUCCACUGCCACCGAACUCGAACCUCCAGGGGUUGGCUAUUUCAACACUCGUUCUCGGAAGAUCUUGAGUUACAUGCGCGCCCGGUGCGGCGACUUGGCGACCUUGGCCCUUGCCAGUACCGAGCAACUACGUCCAUCCGGACACAUACAACUCGCGUUAGACGGCCAGAGCUAUAUGGAGCUGUGAAAAGCCGGGGGCAGAAAAACAGAAAGCAGCUGAUACUUCGUCUCGGAUUUUCGAUAUGCGGCUAUCAACAUCGUCAGCGGCCUCUCUCGGCCUGCUAUGGAUCACAUUUGCUAUGUCGUUCGUCGGCGCCGUGGGAACAGCCGGGGAGGAAUACUUCGCGGGUGAACACGUUCAUUUGAUUGCGAGGCAACAACUACCUGAUCUUAGCAACAUAUCGACAUGCGGCUUGAACUGCCUUGUCCAGGGUAUCGCAGGGGUCGGAUGCGACCUCACGAACACGACGUGCUCGUGUGCGAGCACUGGCCUGGGUCAGCUCGUCGGCCCAUGCUUGAUUGCGAACUGUACCAUGCAAGACUCCCUAGAUGUCGCGAAGCUACAACAGACGCAGUGCAACCUACCUCACGAGUCUGACACUGGGAAAGUCCUCGCCAUUCUCAUCACUGUCUACGUUACGGCUGUCAUUGCGAUUGUCUUGCGACUUAUUGCGAAGAAUCUUGCAAAGACUUGGAGUCUAGACGACGCGUUGAUCAUUGCGGCUAUUGUCAUUGCGAUUGCCCCCGUGUCUGCAAUCAUUCUUAUGUCAACCCUAGGAUUUGGCAAGCAUCUCUACGAUCUCAAGUCGGGUGGUUUGCUUCAGAUCCUGCGUCUUUUAUACGCCGCCGAGAUUGUCUACGUCUUUGUACUCUUAUUCGCGAAGUUAUCGCUCGUCGUCUUCUACUUGCGAAUUUUCACGGUCCCAAAGUUCCGCAUCGCUGCGUACACUCUGAUCGGAUUUCUCGUCGUCGGCCAGGUAGUCAUUGGCUUUCUGACCAUCUUCUCAUGCCACCCGAUCGAACUAUUCUGGAACAAAGACAACCAUACCGGUGCCUGCCUCGACGUCAACCAAUUGGCCUACGCGAACUCUGCCUUGGCUAUCAUCCAGGACUUGCUCAUCCUCGCCCUUCCGAUAGCGAUGCUUCCAGGCCUGCAAAUGAACCGGAACAAGAAAAUCUCGGUCGCCAUGGUCUUCCUUCUGGGAUCCGUCGGCUUCAUUUCAACCAUUAUUCGUCUUCAGGUUCUGGCAGUGUUUGGUAACUCCAUCGACCCGACGUGGGACUACGCGCCCGUUGUGUGGUGGACGACUAUCGAACUAGGCGUCGUUGUCGUGUGCGCUUGCGCGCCCAUGAUUCGUAACCUGGUCGAGAAGAAGUUCCCUGGCUUCGCGCUGUUUGCGAGAUGGACCACCCCGAAGCCAUCAAAAGGCAGUAGCCCCUCCUCAGACGGCAGCGUGGACAAGCCGACAAAGGCUGCUGGGAGAUAUCAGAGGUUUGGGCGGAGUAACAGCCCACCUCAAUUUAGCGACAACUACGUCCGCGACUACAUCACGAGCCCCAAGGGCCCUCCUGUCCUACUAAAAGACGACCAGACGCCGUUGCGUAAGUACCGAGACAUGUACGCGUACGGUGGAUCCAAACCCAAGGUGCUCGAGCCCUCUUCGCCGCCGCCUCAGCCGUACGACCUGUCAUGGAGGUCGAUGAACCCAUAUGGAAUUCCCAAAGAUGAUCUCGAAUCAGGCAUUGGAAAGACGAAUUAUAAUCUUGAUAUUGAGAUGCUGGAAAGGAAAGGCAGGGACGUGUUGGUGGAACAGAAGGAGCUUUGCUCUCUCUGCGGAAGAGAAAGCUGUAGUCACAUGUAACAAAACUGUUUUCUGUCCGUUAAAUAGAUAUCCAUUUGUUUAGACAUGAUAAUUGUUGCUUUACCACUUCUUCAACAACUCGUUCUC